Manacus vitellinus (golden-collared manakin) is the source of this 1448-nucleotide messenger RNA. RefSeq names its product MKRN2 opposite strand (gene MKRN2OS). Bases 674 to 994 code for a protein of 106 amino acids. NCBI's taxonomy places the organism in Eukaryota, Metazoa, Chordata, Aves, Passeriformes, Pipridae. The transcript has 2 exons. The record is from RefSeq and is a predicted model, not a curated record.
UGGGCUCCUCCAGGAGAGGGUCACGGAGAUCCUGGAAACAUCCCGAGUCCGAGCAUCUAUCCCACCUUGCAGCAGACACAGCUCCAGUGAAAGUCAUAUCCCACAUUCCACAUGGCACUGGAUGGAAUGGACAGGUGCCUUCCACCCCGACACAGGGAAAGGAAAAGCCAGGCCUACUUUAAAGAAGUUACAAUGAAUUAAAUAUGGUUUUUGGUAGUUCUAAAAAUACCCCUAAUUAAAAACAAACAUUUUAAAAGCCACGUUAAAAAUCCUACUGGGUUAUCCGCAGAGUAGGCCCAGCCUGCAAAAUGUCACCUCAGGUGUUUAAUUAAUAUAAAGAUGGUCUAAUUUGGGGGUUAAAAAUGAAGUCUGGUUGUGCUUAAGUUGCUCUUGUUACCAAAAGGCAUCUGAAACUCAGAGCAAGUUUUUGGAAGCCGGGCCUGCAGUUCCUACUGGGCACUGAUGGGAAGCUGUGAUGUAACCAGCCUAAGAAAGAACAGGAUUAUGGAAAAUUCAUAGCUUUCAUCCCAAAACAUAACCCCCAAAAGGCUGUUUGUGCAGUGCCAGCCUGUUAUGUGUUGCAGGGGUGGUGUACAACUAUGACCAGGAGGGUGUGCACAGGGCCCACUCGGGGUGGGAGCAGUGCAUCUGCAUCCCCCUGGUCCAGCCACACAUGGUGGAGCUCCUGCAGCAGUGGGACAACCUCCUGGAGGAAUUUUCUGAGGGAGAGGCCUGGCUUCCUCACAGGUAUGACGAGCAGGAGCACAACUGCUACACAUUUGCCCUGGCCUUCAUCAACCACGUCCUGAGCAGGCAGAGGAAAGAGCCCCUGAGCAAGGGGGAGUUCACAGAGAGGUUCGUGCUCCCCCAGAGCAGAAGAGCCUCCAGGUACCUCACCCUGCACCAGGAGCUGGCACACAGGGACUGCUACAUCGUGCCCCUGCCCGAGGGGGGACAGAGCAGCAGUGCUGAGCAUGAUGAGCUGCUGUACUGAAUCAGCUGCAGCAGGAAACAGGGAAAAGCCUUAAGGCUCCAGAUCUCAGGGGUUAAGGUGCAGGAUCUAAUUAGUUAAAAACACAGUUAAUUUUAACCUGAAGGAUACUGACCUUGUUCAUUUGAGUGAAAUGAUGUAUCUAUGAUGUACACAUUACAGAGAGUUUCUGUGGCAACUAUUCAUAUGCAAAAAUGUUUUCUUAUUUACGUUCACUGUGUGCUCUGCAAGGACACUUCCUACCAGAAAUCAAGACUGCUGUGUAAUUAAGGGUUUUAGCAAAUGAACUAUGGUAUCUUCAGCCAUAGCAAACCAAAAUGUUUUUUUUCUGUCACAUUUGAUUAUUGACAAAUGAAAAAAGGGAAUAUGUGCUUCUGUGCUGCUGAAAUCCAAAUGCAGAUUCACUACCUGCAAAGUUAUUUUCCUCUGAUUACUAAUAAAUACAACAACAAAGAAA